Molecule: messenger RNA, 2094 nt
Organism: Sipha flava (yellow sugarcane aphid)
Lineage: Eukaryota; Metazoa; Arthropoda; Insecta; Hemiptera; Aphididae
Product: solute carrier family 23 member 2
Exons: 14
Coding region: 70-1800 (576 amino acids)
Biological process (GO): transmembrane transport
Cellular component (GO): membrane
Molecular function (GO): transmembrane transporter activity
Source: RefSeq, a predicted model, not a curated record
CCAAUCGCUUUUGGCCACGACGGACGACCGCGCUCGACCGAACGUCGUUCUGAUCCGCUGCCGCCCGCCAUGGACGACCCGAGAAGAUUUGUGAACAUCAACUUGAGCACGAACGAACUGGUGUCGAAUCAAUCGAUCGAUGAGAACGGAAAGACCGACUCCAGGCGCGCCGAGGGGCUCACGAUCACCUACGGCAUUGAUGACAACCCGCCGUGGUACUUGUGCAUCUUCAUGGCCCUGCAGCAUUACCUCACGAUGAUCGGAGCCAUCGUGUCCAUCCCGUUCAUCCUUACGCCGGCACUGUGCAUGCGCGAGGACGAUCCAGCCCGAGGUCACAUCAUAUCCACCAUGAUAUUCGUAACCGCCAUAGUGACGUACGCACAGGUCACGUUCGGUUGUAGGCUGCCGAUCGUGCAAGGAGGAACGAUAUCGUUUCUCGUUCCGACGUUGGCGAUUUUGAAACUACCGCAGUGGAGAUGUCCUUCGUCGGACGUUAUCAAUAACAUGAACGCCGCGGAACAAGAGGAACUAUGGCAAGUGCGAAUGAGAGAGCUUUCCGGUGCAAUAGCCGUAUCGGCUUUGUUUCAGGUGUUCAUCGGAUACUCCGGUCUGAUCGGCAAGAUAAUCAAGUAUGUGACCCCGCUAACGAUCGUCCCCACCGUGUCGCUGGUGGGCUUGUCGCUGUUCGAAAACGCAGCUGAAUCCGCCUCCAAGAAUUGGGGAAUAUCCAUGGGUACGAUAAUUCUGUUGACGCUGUUCUCGCAAUUCCUCGUCGACGUCCAGAUACCGGUACCCACAUACAGCAAGACAAAAGGCUUCACAAUGGUCAAAUUCAACGUGUUCCAAUUGUUUCCGGUGUUGCUGACCAUAAUGAUAAUGUGGAUACUGUGCGGGGUGCUCACUAUGACUGAUUACUUCCCGGUCGGACAUCCUGCCAGAACUGACGUUAAGAUUCGGAUUAUAGGAGAUUCGUCGUGGUUCCGAAUUCCGUACCCCGGUCAAUGGGGCUGGCCGACCGUCAGCGUAGCCGGCGUUGUGGGCAUGUUGGCCGGCGUACUGGCUUGUACCGUCGAGUCCAUAAGUUACUAUCCGACAACAGCAAAAAUGUGCGGAGCUCCGCCGCCGCCCGUGCACGCCAUCAACAGAGGGAUCGGUUUCGAAGGACUCGGGACGGUGCUCGCCGGACUUUGGGGAAGCGGCAACGGGACGAACACGUUCGGCGAGAACGUCGGCGCGAUCGGCGUCACCAAGAUCGGCAGCCGGCGUGUUAUACAGUACGCUAGUUUACUGAUGUUGAUCCAAGGUAUCAUCAAUAAAUUUGGUGCCGUCUUCAUUAUCAUCCCUGAACCCAUCGUGGGAGGAAUGUUUUGCAUCAUGUUCGGAAUGAUAAGUGCAUUUGGAUUAUCCGCUCUGCAGUACGUUCAGUUGAACUCGUCGAGAAAUUUAUACAUUAUUGGAUUUUCAAUAUUUUUCUCAUUGGUCUUACCGAAAUGGCUUAUUGCCCAUCCCAACGUGAUCCAAACUGGUAACGAAAUCCUGGACAGCGUAUUGACCGUUAUUUGCAGUACGAGUAUUCUAGUCGGAGGCAUGAUCGGAUGCUUUUUAGACAACACCAUACCUGGCACUCCGGAAGAAAGGGGCUUGAUUGCCUGGGGAAAGGAAAUGAAUUUGACCAGUGCGCCGACCACGGGCGAAGAGUCCAGUACGUACGAUUUUCCGAUCGGCAUGGAGACGUUAAGAAAAAUGAAAUGGACGUACUCCGUUCCGUUCUUACCCACGUACAGACCGAAGACACAUUAACCGCUUUCUGUGCUCAUAUCGUACACAUUAGUGCCGUGCUGUCAAGAAGCAACGUCCAUAUUGAUCGCUAUAAUCCUUACCGAUCAUGAAAGGCCAAAAAAAUUAUUAUUAUUUUUUUCCCCCACCAAACUUGGUGUUUAGAUUGUGGUAAUGUUUACCCGAAAAUCCAAUGCUCUCACCGAUUAUUCCGGUUUUCUUUUGUUUCACUUGUCAAUGCACGUAGUUAACAAACGAACGCAUUUAAAUAAAAAUCGUGUUCGUUCGAAAUCGUAAUAAAAUAACUACAGAUGUGAA